Messenger RNA from Orycteropus afer afer, 2172 nucleotides. RefSeq names its product interleukin 31 receptor A (gene IL31RA). The transcript has 14 exons. Gene Ontology annotation, molecular function: cytokine receptor activity; cytokine binding. Gene Ontology annotation, cellular component: signaling receptor complex; external side of plasma membrane. Bases 1 to 2172 code for a protein of 723 amino acids. The record is from RefSeq and is a predicted model, not a curated record. Gene Ontology annotation, biological process: cytokine-mediated signaling pathway. Lineage: Eukaryota; Metazoa; Chordata; Mammalia; Tubulidentata; Orycteropodidae.
AUGUGGAUCUUGGCACUGUGGGUGUUCCCUCUACUCUGCCGAUUCAGCCUGGCAGCUUUGCCACAUAAGCCUGAGAACAUUUCCUGUGUCUUCUACUAUAAGAAAAACUUAACUUGCACUUGGAAUCCAGAAAAGGAGGCCCAUGACACAUGGUACACAGUUAACAGAACUAACUGUUAUGGAGGAGAACAUGAGUUAUGUAGAAUUGAAAAUCGUGCUUCAUGUUCUUUUUUCUAUCCAAACGUCACAUACCCAGAUAAUUGCAGCAUUGAAGUGGAAGCUGAAAAUGCAGAUGGUAAAGUUAAGUCUGAUAGGACACAGUGGAAUUUAGAUAACAUAGUGAAAAUUGAACCACCUGAGAUUUACUAUGUGAAACCAGUUUUGGGUGUCAAACGAAUGGUUCAAAUAAUGUGGAGAAGGCCUCAACUGGCACCUAGGUCAACAGGUUUAAACUACACUCUUCGAUUCAUGACAGUGAAUAGUGCCAAGUGGCUGGAAGUCAAUUUCAGGAAAGGUGUCUAUGAAGAGCAAACAUACAACCUCACAGAACUGCAAGCUUUUACAGAAUAUGUCUUAACUCUGCGAUGUGUGGCUGAGGAAUCAAUAUUCUGGAGUGACUGGAGUGAAGAAAAAAUGGGAACAACUGAGGAAGAAGCUCCACUUGGCCUGGAUCUGUGGAGAGUCCUCAGACCAGCAGAUACAGAUGGAAGGAGGCCAGUGCUGCUGUUGUGGAAGGAGGCAAGAAGAGCCCCAGUCUUGGGGAAAACACUUGGCUACAACAUAUGGUACUUUCCAGAAAACAGCACUAACCUCACAAAGACAACGAACACAACUAAUCAGCAACUUGAACUGUAUCUGGGAGACGAGACCUACUGGGUGACUGUAAUUUCUUACAAUUCUGUUGGGAAGUCACCAGAGGCUACCCUGAGGAUUCCUGCUAUUCAUGAAAAGUCAUCCUGGUGCAUUGAGGCCAUGCAGGCCUACCUCACUCAGGACCAGCUGGUGGUGGAGUGGCAAAGCUCUGCUCCAGAGGUGGAGACGUGGAUAGUUGAGUGGGUCCCAGAUUUGGACUCAGAGCCCGCUGCCUUUUCCUGGGAAUCUGUGUCUCAGACCAGGAACUGGACAAUUCAGCAAGAUAAUUUAGAACCUUUCUUGUGCUAUAACAUCUCUGUGUAUCCAAUGUUUCAAGACCGAGUUGGCGAGCCUUACUCCAUCCAGAUUUAUGUCAAAGAAGGAGUUCCAUCAAGAGGUCCCACAACAAAGGUUGAAAACAUUGGUGUGAACACUGUCACAAUAACAUGGGAAGAAAUUCCUAAGAAUAAGACAAGAGGCUUCAUCAACAACUACACCAUAUUCUACCAAGCUGAAGAUGGUGAAGAGUUUUCCAAGACAGUCAACUCCAGCAUCCUGCAUUAUGACCUGAAGCCCCUGACACGCAAUACUGCUUACAAUGUUUUGGUCAUGGCCAGCACCAUUGCUGGGGGAAACAAUGGGACCAGUCUCAAAUUCAAGACAUUGUCAAUUAGUGUCAUUGAGAUCAUCCUCAUAACUUCUCUGGUUGGAGGAGGGCUUCUGAUACUCAUUAUCUUGAUGGUGACAUAUGGGCUGAAAAAACCCAACAAAUUGAAACACCUUUGUUGUCCUGAUGUCCCCAACCCUGCCGAAAGCAGUAUAGCUGUGUGGUAUGGAGAUAACUUCAAGAAUAAGCCAAAUCUGAAGGAGGUACAGUUUGAUGACUCUGUGAACACUGAAGACAGAAUUCUAAGACCAUUUUACCCCAGUGAUCUCAUUGACAAGUUGGUGGUGAAUUUUGAGAAUUUCCUGGAAGUUUCCACAGAAGAACCUCUGAAGCAUCAGAAAAGCAUUGCUGGAGGGGAGAAGAAUGAAUACGUCACCUCCCCUUACAUGCUUCAUUGUACCCCAGGAAAGACCUCUCAGGAGCCCCCAAUUUCAGCUAAGAUUUCACCCAGAAAGUCCCAAUACAUAUGUUUGGGAAUGCCAGAACGGCCUUGCUCAAAAGCCAAACAGCAUCUUCUCUUCUCUUGUGAAAGUUUGGAGCCAGACUAUCUCUGUGAGGAAGGAAUACUAAAUCCAUACUUGAGAAAUUCAGUGACAACAAGAGAAUUUCUUGUGCCUGAAAAACUUCCAGACCAAACCAAGAGAGAAGUUUAA